Messenger RNA from Apaloderma vittatum (bar-tailed trogon), 1359 nucleotides. It is a transcript of the gene TES, whose product is annotated as testis derived transcript (3 LIM domains). The transcript has 6 exons. The record is from RefSeq and is a predicted model, not a curated record. Bases 1 to 1242 code for a protein of 413 amino acids. Lineage: Eukaryota; Metazoa; Chordata; Aves; Trogoniformes; Trogonidae. Gene Ontology annotation, molecular function: zinc ion binding.
AUGGGCUUGGGCCACGAGGAGGGAUUUGGUGCCCCCUGCUUAAAAUGCAAGGACAAGUGUGAAGGAUUUGAGCUUCACUUCUGGAGAAAAAUAUGUCGCAACUGCAAAUGUGGCAUGGAAGAGCAUGAUGUCCUCACAAGCAACGAGGAAGAUCGGAAAGUGGGGAAACUCUUUGAAGAUACGAAAUACACGACCCUUAUUGCAAAGCUCAAGAAUGAUGGCAUUCCCAUGUACAAACGCAAUGUAAUGAUACUGACUAAUCCAGUGCCAGCCAAGAAGAACGUGUCCAUCAAUACUGUAACUUUUGAGUGGGCUCCUCCUGUUCAGAAUCAGACACUCGCUAGGCAGUAUAUGCAGAUGCUACCAAAGGAGAAGCAGCCUGUUGCUGGCUCUGAAGGCGCACAGUACAGAAAGAAGCAGUUGGCUAAGCAGCUGCCUGCUCAUGAUCAGGAUCCGUCUAAAUGCCAUGAGCUCUCCCCCAAUGAAGUUAAGCAGAUGGAACAAUUUGUGAAGAAGUACAAAAACGAGGCACUUGGCGUCGGAGACAUCAAGCUCCCCGGUGAGGUGGAAACAAGAGCUACCGAUAAGAAUAACUUGAACAAUGGUGACAGAGGCACCUCAGCUGCUGUAGGAGCGAUGGAGGACAAGUCGCCAGAGCAAAAGGCAUCUCAAUAUUCCUGCUAUUGCUGCAAACUGAACAUGAAAGAAGGUGACCCAGCUGUCUAUGCAGAACGUGCUGGAUAUGACAAAUUGUGGCACCCAGCUUGUUUUGUCUGCUGCACCUGCAGUGAACUUCUAGUAGACAUGAUCUAUUUCUGGAAGAAUGGUAACCUGUACUGUGGAAGACAUUACUGUGAUAGUGAAAAACCCCGCUGUGCUGGAUGUGAUGAGCUAAUAUUCAGCAACGAAUAUACUCAAGCAGAAGGUCAAAAUUGGCAUCUGAAACACUUCUGCUGUUUUGACUGUGACGGCGUUUUGGCGGGGGAGAUCUAUGUAAUGGUGAAUGAGAAGCCAGUCUGCAAACGCUGCUACAUGAAGAACCACGCUGCGAUCUGCCAAGGCUGUCAUAAUGCUAUAGAACCAGAAGCACAACGUGUGACAUACAACAACUUCAACUGGCACGCUACACAGGAAUGCUUCUUGUGUUCCUGUUGUAGCAAGUGUCUAAUUGGCCAGAAGUUCAUGCCAGUGGAAGGGAUGGUCUUCUGCUCUGUGGAAUGUAAGAAGAAGAUGAUGUCUUAAGAGAAGAUGCACACAGAACCAAGCACUACUGUGUUCCAAAGGCUCUUGCAUUUCUGCUGUAAGAUACACAGUAUCAUAGCAUUUAAAGUUACUGAAAGUAUUAAAGAGCAUUCUCCC